AUUUCAGACAGUAUCUUUUCAAUCGUCUCCUGGGUUGUGUUACAAGCGUGUUUCCUUUCGAAAAUGCGAAAAAUAAUUUCGCUAGUUUUGCUUCUGGCAUUUACCCAACAGCCUUCUUUAGCCUGUGAUGGCACGGUUAGGCAGUCUAGUGGGGACUCCCGUGAGUGGUGGCAGUCGGCACAGUUCUACCAAAUCUACCCGCGCUCCUUUAUGGACUCCAAUGGUGAUGGUAUUGGUGACCUUGCUGGCAUCACUUCGCGUUUAAACUAUUUGAAGGAUUUGAACGUUACUGCCGUUUGGCUCUCGCCCAUCUACACUUCACCAAUGGCCGAUUUUGGCUACGAUAUUGCUGAUUUUUUCGAUAUACAACCCGAGUAUGGAACAUUGAAUGACUUCGACAACCUUGUGCAGGAGGCUAAUAAACUUGGACUGAAAGUGAUUUUGGAUUUCGUGCCGAAUCACUCGAGUGAUGAGAACGAAUGGUUUAAGAAGUCAGUGCGCCGUGAGCGUGGCUACGAAGACUACUAUGUGUGGCACGAUGGCUAUAAAAAUGAAAGCGGUGCGCGUGUACCGCCGAGUAAUUGGCUACAAGCUUUUCGUGGUUCUGCCUGGGAAUGGAACGAGGAGCGUCAACAAUACUAUCUCCAUCAAUUUGCGGUCAAACAACCUGACUUGAACUACCGCAACCCCGCCGUAGUCGCGCAAAUGAAGCGCGUUCUCACUUAUUGGCUGGAUCGCGGUGUUGCUGGUUUCCGUGUAGAUGCCGUACCUUGGUGCUUCGAGGUAUUACCGGACGAGACUGGCCGCUACCCUGAUGAGCCGAAGAGUGGCUAUACCGAUGAUCCUGAUGAUUCCAGCUACCUGUUGCAUAUAUAUACCCAAGAUCUACCGGAAACCGUAGAUAUGGUUUAUCAAUGGCGCAAGCUGCUGGAUGAUUAUCAACGCAUUCAUGGUGGGGAUAGGCGGGUGCUGCUUACUGAGGCCUGGUCACCGCUAGAUUACGUAAUGAAAUUCUAUGGCAACCGCACGACCGAAGGCGCACAAAUGCCAUUCAAUUUCCAGUUCAUUGUUGGCGGUAAUUCAGAUAAGAACAAUACAGAUUUGCCAGCGCCUGGGUUCGUGAAGAUCAUCAGCAGUUGGUUGGAUAAUAUGCCGAGCGGCCACACAGCCAAUUGGGUGAUGGGCAACCACGAUCAGCGGCGUGUGGGCAGCCGCUAUGGAGAGGGACGUAUUGACCUCAUGAAUAUGCUACAGAUGUUCCUACCGGGUGUUAGUAUAACCUAUAUGGGCGAAGAGAUUGGUAUGACCGAUUUGGACAUCUCUUGGGAAGAUAGUCGCGAUCCCGCUGCCUGCAAUUCAAAUGCGAAUAUUUACGAACAAUUUACACGCGAUCCCGCGCGUACGCCCUUCCAAUGGAACAAUAGUGCCAAUGCGGGUUUCUCCACCAACAGCACAACUUGGCUGCCCAUCAAUCCAAACUAUGUGACUGUCAAUGUGCAGACCGAGGAAGAAGCGUCAAAGAGUCAUCUGACAAUUUACAAUCAGCUGGUGGCUUUACGCAAGACAAAAACACUGCAGCAAGGCGAUGUCAGCUAUGCAGCUAUUGGCGAUAAUAUUUUGGCCAUUAAGCGUUUCUUGAAAGAUGAAAAGACAUACCUUUUAUUGGCCAACGUGCUGGACUCGGCUGUCACCGCGGACCUUAGCGAUGUACUGCGUGUCAGUGGCAACUUCAACACUACCAUAACAAAUAUGUUAUCGACCAGAAAAGAAGGUGACGUCGUGGCCGUCAACAAUGUGCCGUUGGGUGCCUAUGAGGCGAUCAUAGUGGAAUCGAUGUGAAGUAGCGUGCUGUGAGUGUGAGAAGUUGCGGAAAAUCAAGUAUUCUUUAAUUUAGUAUUAAACCAAAAAUUAUUAUUAUUUUAUUUUAAA
This is a messenger RNA of Bactrocera tryoni, 1929 nucleotides long. RefSeq names its product maltase A3. Bases 64 to 1839 code for a protein of 591 amino acids. NCBI's taxonomy places the organism in Eukaryota, Metazoa, Arthropoda, Insecta, Diptera, Tephritidae. The record is from RefSeq and is a predicted model, not a curated record. The transcript has 6 exons. Gene Ontology annotation, biological process: carbohydrate metabolic process.